GUAUGCCCUGGCGAUCUACCGCAAGACGAGGUCGCCAGCUGCGCUUUGUUCGAGCCGUGACAUUCGUUGUGCAAUUAUUUCUCCUCACCAUAAUUGCGGGUUUUCAAUCUAUAUUCGGUAACCGAGAGCCGACUCAAGGAGUCGCGUCCCGAGAAUCGAACACCGUGAGAGGAGAGUCCAGCCGAAAACGCAGAACGGACUGAUGUCGCGGCAGCGGAGUGUUCUCCAGGUUCUUUAUGACAACUUUUGGAACUCACUCCGGAGACAGCCUCCGCUGAAACCCGUUGGGGAGGAUUAUCUUGGCAACAAAUACUUCGAGUUCCAAGCAGGUGAAAGAAGUGGCCGUCGCAGCAAACGUCAAGUCCAGCCGGUGAGUGAGGAGGUCGAUUACGAACUGCCUUUCGAGUGGGAAGCUUGGCUGAGGGGGAGGAGACGUGAUCCUCCCACUGCAGAGGAAAUACAGGAGAGAAUCGCUCGUCAGGCCCAAGCUGUGGCAAACGCAAAACGCCUCGAAAAGGAUAUGGGAAAGGAAGUCAUUCCGGCCAGUACAGACCCGCACGCCUUUCCCAAACUCGGUAACUAUUCAUCUAAUCCCCAAAUUGGAAGUCAGCCCCUGAGGGACAAGGAUGAAAAUAGUAGUCUGUGAUUUUGUUCGAGAUCGACGAAUAAAUUUUGCCUGAGUAGAAUCUUCAGCAG
Molecule: messenger RNA, 696 nt
Organism: Galendromus occidentalis (western predatory mite)
Lineage: Eukaryota; Metazoa; Arthropoda; Arachnida; Mesostigmata; Phytoseiidae
Product: NADH dehydrogenase [ubiquinone] 1 alpha subcomplex assembly factor 2
Exons: 3
Coding region: 203-646 (147 amino acids)
Biological process (GO): mitochondrial respiratory chain complex I assembly
Cellular component (GO): mitochondrion; respiratory chain complex I; membrane
Source: RefSeq, a predicted model, not a curated record